Messenger RNA from Microbotryum saponariae, 2281 nucleotides. The record is from the annotation of a GenBank genome assembly. NCBI's taxonomy places the organism in Eukaryota, Fungi, Basidiomycota, Microbotryomycetes, Microbotryales, Microbotryaceae.
AUGGCCGAACCCACCGACACGUCGCGAGACACCACCGCCCCCGUCCGCGAAGACCCCUCGCGCGCGAAUCCGCCUAAGUCCCCGCCGACGCAUUCGCCGCACCCGCUCCAGGCCGCCGCCGUCAUCACGUCCCUUGAAUCCCGCCUCGCAGAAUCGGAAGCCCUGCGCCGCGACUCGGAGACACGCAUCCGCAAAUUGGAGCAGAUGGUGGAACGAUUGAUGAGAGAAUCCACCGCACCUGCUGGGGCGCAGGUCGGGGAGGCUCUGCCGGUGAGACCGGUCCCCCUGGACGUCCCCCCGCACACAUUUUUGGGACGCCCGGGAGCUGCCGCUGACCCCCUUGCUCGUACCCCUGGGGGGAAUCUCACAGCGGAAUUAGGGACGGCCCUUCCUCGGCGGUGAUUAGCUCUCGUUGGAGAGGGACAUUGCCGGACCGGGAAGGGUUAUGGACCGGAGAUCAUCCGGAAAGGUUGGUGAUUUUCACUGCGUUUGGGGAGUCGUAUCUUUCUCUCUUGUGCGACAUCUCCACCUCCGACCUUUUCGACACGAGCCGAGUGAUCCAGCUUGUGGCGACGCUAUUUUUUCGUACGACAACCCGACAGCGCCGCCAAUCCCCGCUCGAUUGGGCCGUCGAGGCGAUGAGGGACGCGCUUGGAGAAGGGCGCCCUCAUUGUUGGACGUCGCUCAUGAAGGCAGUGGGACGUCGUUGGCCCGACCCCGGGUUCGCCGAUAGAGUGGCUCAAGACUUCCACGGAUGUCGCCAGUCGUCGUCUCGGGCUUACGACCAUGUCGGGGAGUGGCGGGCGCGCGGUACCGUGCCUUCGUGCACGACAACGAUAGUUUCACCCUGUCGCCGCUUCAGCUCGCCACGACCUUCUACCAAUCGCUCAGUGACUCCUCCAAGCGGGAAGUGCGGGCGGGAAUGUUACGUGAAUACCACGACAACUCGCUGGUGACAAUUGGGCGAUUCGGACUGAAGGUCCCGUCCAUCGACGAGAUUACCGAGUGGGCCGCUAUCGCCGACGACAUUUCUCCUCCGCCUUCGGUUCCGACCCCACCAAGCCGCACCGCGACCUAUGGCGCGAUCGUCAAAGCUCCCCGAGUGAGCCCACCUGCGACCAACACGCCCACCGUCGACGAGAGGUUCCAGAUCCGACGAGCUCGAUGGGUCGACCGCGCUACUAAGUGGCAGCAAUCGCACUUGUGGAAGGACCGCUCCACCUGGUUUUCCCCGGCGCCCAGCGGGGUACCCACCAGCAUGGCUUGCUUCAACUGCGGACGAGGCGGUCAUUUCUCGCAGCACUGCACCGCGGAGCGUCAAUCCCCGGUCGCCGUCCAACUCUCAGCGGUCGCUGUGGCCGACUUGGAUGACGAAGAGUGGUCCUCGGUCGCAGGUGGUGACGAGGAUCCCGAGGUGAGAGUCCCCAUUUCACUCGAGCGUGUUCAGACUCGACCUUUGAGUUCCGUUUCCGCUUCAAUGACGCGCCCUUCUUGCCCUCCCGCAGACCCCGUUGGCCGAAUGAAAGAAGGGGCUUCUUCUUCAGUCGACGUCGAAGUCUCAUCAAGUAAUCCGCAGCCAACCGCGCCGGCAAGUGAUGCAGAUCUACGUCGUCUUGCCGAUGACUCGACCGACUCUGCGUUUGACGCGGUGGAAGACGUCCCCUCUUAUGCUGAUGCCGCGUCGCGAAUGCGGCGAUACUGGGGGCCGGAGGUGGUGUCGUCGCGCAAAGCGGAGAGGACUGCAUCGGUGAGCUCUGUUCGUGUUCCGGUGCCGUUGGGGGUUUCUCUCUUGGAGUCCGACACGCCCCUGAUCGACGUCGACGACUUCGCCCGACCCGCCGAGCCCGCGAUUGUGCGCGCCCGCAAUAUUAUUGCGUGGACGUUGCCGUCUGGGCGAACGCUGCGUUGCCUCGUCGACUCUGGUUCGGAAGUGGACUUGGUGGAUCAGGAUGUCGUGCGAACAGACCCGAGUUUCACGACGUCCCGCCUUACCGCGCCGCUGCACUUGCGCCUCGGCACUCGCGACAAAUCUGACCGCUGCGCCGUGUUUGCCAACGCCCUCUUCACGUCCGGUUCCCUCGACCUCGGCUUGCGGGCGUUUUUCAUUUGCCGUGUGACGGCAUAUGAUGCUAUCCUGGGUUUGCCGUUUCUGAAGGACACCGGCAUGCUGGUAGGCUGGGGCGUCUUCACCGUCGCACGGCCGGGCCCUUCGCAGCCGGUCGCCAAGGGCAUAUUCGAUCAACUCUACUACGUCAGCGAUGUAGUUAUAGCCAAGAGAUGA